This is a messenger RNA of Recurvomyces mirabilis, 2148 nucleotides long. RefSeq lists its product as uncharacterized. Gene Ontology annotation, cellular component: membrane. Gene Ontology annotation, molecular function: acetyl-CoA transmembrane transporter activity. Bases 1 to 2148 code for a protein of 715 amino acids. NCBI's taxonomy places the organism in Eukaryota, Fungi, Ascomycota, Dothideomycetes, Mycosphaerellales, Teratosphaeriaceae. The transcript has 3 exons. The record is from RefSeq and is a predicted model, not a curated record.
AUGGGUGACCAGCAACCUCGACGACUGAGUGUGGCGACUGCGACGACGACGACACGAACGACGGCGAUAGAUUUAGAGUUGCCGUUGCACGAGAAUAGAAGUAGUACGACGAGCAGUGGAAGUUCACGUGAUAAUAUUGUGGUUGAUGAUUACGAGCUUGACAACCUCACUCCGACAAGCAGCAGAGGACAGCAACAACAACAACAACAACGAGGGAAAGCGAGAAAUAAGAAGAGAAGCAAUACGCACCUCCGAAUAGACACUUCUUCCUCCUCCCACGAACGCGAAGGACUGCUUGAGCUUUCUCCCGCCUCGGACACCUCCUCCUCCUCCGCCUCACCCUCCACAACACCCUUCAUGCCCUCCCGCCGCACACGCUCCCGCACCCCGAACCCACGACCACCGCGAACCUCCACAAAAGCACACGCAAACGGAAACGGAAACGGGAGCACGACCUCUGCAGCCACCACCCCCACAACAGCAGAAAUGAACGGUUCCUUCCGCGAAAGGAAUAAACACCACAGCCUCAAUGUCCCCGACGACAGUUCCGCUCAGACCGCACGAUUAAUGGAACGCAGCUCCUUCACACUGGAUGAGGCACCGCCGGCCCUCAGUCCGAUGAGCGAGAAGGGGUUAGGAGAGGGGAGUGAGAGUAAAGGCUUCUUCGAACUUCCCAUGCAAGAUCGACGGAAUUUCCUGCUGUUAGUACUACUAUACUUUUUGCAGGGCAUACCGAUGGGAUUAGCAGGGGGCAGUGUGCCGUUCCUCCUCAAGAGCCAUCUGAGUUAUGGGCAGAUCGGGGUAUACAGUCUCGCCUCCUACCCAUACAGUUUGAAACUCCUCUGGUCCCCAAUCGUAGACGCCAUCUGGUCCCAGCGGGUAGGAAGGAGAAAGAGCUGGAUCCUGCCCAUCCAGGCGCUUUCAGGACUGGGCAUGAUCUGGCUGGGAACCCACGCGCAAGAAAUGAUGGAAGCAGCCGGCGCAGACAACGGCGCCGGCGUCUGGGGCUUCACAGGCUGGUGGUUCGCCCUCGUCUUCAUGUGCGCAACGCAAGACAUCGCCGUCGACGGCUGGGCUUUGACCCUCCUCAGCCCGGCCAAUUUAUCCUACGCCAGUACCGCGCAGACUGUAGGCCUCACAGCCGGCCAUUUCUUGUCGUAUACCGUCUUCCUCGCCCUCAGCAGUCCGGAUUUCACAAACAAAUACUUCCGGCCCGCCUCCGCCCCACUCCCGCAGGGCUUGAUGACUCUAAACACCUACCUCCAAUUCUGGGGCUACGCCUACCUAGUAGUAACCCUGGGCCUCGCCCUCCUCAAGAAAGAAAACCGGGAGAAACGCGACGAGGGCGUGUGGUCCGUCUACAAAAUUAUGGGCGGCAUCCUCAAACUCCGCAACAUCCAGAUCUUCAUCCUCAUCCACUUGAUCGCCAAGAUAGGUUUCCAAGCCAACGACGCCGUCACGAAUCUCAAGUUACUGGAUAAAGGGUUUAGUCAGGAAGAUCUCGCCCUCACAGUCCUGAUCGAUUUCCCCUUUGAGAUAUCAUUGGGUUAUUACGCGGGGAAAUGGAGCGAGCAAUACCAACCCAUUCGAGUCUGGUGCUGGGCUUUCAUCGGGAGAUUGGCAGCCGCCGUGUUUGCGCAGCUAGUCGUUAUGGCCUUUCCUGCGGGUGGCACGACGGUGUGGUAUUUAGGGGUCGUGGUGGUGGAGCAUGUGUUUAGUACGUUUAUGAGUACGGUCAUGUUUGUCGCUAUCAGUGCGUUUCAUGCCAAGAUUGCCGAUCCGGUGAUUGGCGGGACGUAUAUGACGUUGCUUGCUACGGUCAGCAACCUCGGCGGCACCUUCCCGCGGUUCUUCGUCUUGAAGUUCGUCGAUGCUUUCAGCGUCGCUACUUGCAUACCUCCCACAACGGCACCAGCGGACUUGAAGGGAAGCCUGAUCACGCAGCCGUUUAGUUGUGUGCUAGAAGCUGAGAAACAUCGAUGUCUGGCCGGGGGUGGGGUGUGCAACGUACAGAGAGACGGGUAUUACAUCGUCAAUAUCCUCUGCGUGGCCUUUGGUGUCGUGACGUUUUGGGGGUUUAUCCGGCCGAGGGCGUUGCAGUUGCAGGCGCUGCCUUUGCGGGCUUGGAGGCUGGGUGGUGGGAGUUAG